AUGGAAGAGGAACAGGAGGAAGAACUCCCCUACGAUGAUCCCGGGCAGCAGGCAAUGGCUUGGCCGAACAUGGCGACCUCGCAGGAGCUUCUCGCGCAGAUCGCUGGUGCCAAGCAGACGUUGGAGGAGACCCGGAGGCAGCUGGAGGAAGUGCAGAAACACAUCUCCUACCAGGAGUCCAUCAACAACUGCGAGUGCAACUAUCGGCGGUUGGUAGAUGCGGAUGCGCUGGGGAACACCCCUUCCGAUGGCGUGAAGCCUCUAGAGGUCCCCCCACCGCGCUUCAACCCUGGGAGCAAUGGGGAGCUGGUCCACUGUAGCGAGGUCGUGGUCAAGGGUGACUACGAGUGGCGGAUUGAAGGCAUCUCCUGGCUUAUCAACGCCCUGGAGCAGAAUGAGGCCAACUUUGCCGAGAGUUGCACCUUCAUCGUGGCCGGGGAGGAUUUCUCCUUGGUCUACCACCCGGAAGCGGGGGAGGUGGGCUAUUUGGGCCAGUCCCAAAGAGGAUCCCUCUGCAUCGUGCACCACAAUGGAGACGGCAUCACCUUCCGUUACAAGGCGCUCGUCAAGAACGCGGAGGGCCAAUGGGUCCAGUGGGGCCAAGAGGGAAACGAGUGCCACACCGGAGCGGACACCUCUGGACGAGCCUUCGGCCCGGAUGUUUAUUUUGCGGAUUCGGCAGAAAGCCCUCCGCAUUCUAUGGGCAUCUUCGGCAUGAGCCACGAGGAACUCCUGAAGUCUCCAUGGAUCGUGGAUGGCUCCCUGACAGUGAAGUUUGAGCUCGAAGUGCGUCCCAACGUGGAGCUGGAUCCCAUGCCGCUGCGGAAGCCGGCUAUCGAAGUGCCGGCCCAGUCGCUGUCCAACGACCUGCUGACCAUGUUUGAGGAGGGUCGAGGGACCGACGUCACCUUCCUGGUGCAGGGAGAGCGGAUUCCGGCUCAUUCUCAGAUUCUUUGCGCCAGAUCUCAAGUCCUCGAGCGGCAGUUGUACAGUGGAAUGAAGGAGUCCAUCUCCAAAGAAAUUCUUGUAGAAGAGACGCAGUCGGCUACGUUCAGAGCAAUGCUCAAGUUCCUGUACACAGACGACCUGGCCAUCAUCGAGGACCUGGCGAAGCAUGCGCACGACAGCUCUGGAUCGUCCUGUCUGAAGUGGAAGAUGGCGACGCCUUUCCUCCAAAACCUGUUGAGCCUUAGCCACCUCUACCAGAUUAACCGGCUGCGGGUUUGGUGUGAGCAGAAGCUGUGUGACAACAUCUCUUCCAACGAGGUCUUCUCCAUUCUCUGUCAGGCACAUCUCUACGAGGCGAAGCAGCUCGAGAAAGCUUGCCUCAACUUCAUCAAGGACAACCUGCCUCAGGUUGUCGCAACGCCCGACUACGGCCGGGGGUGUAAGGAGUGGCCUGAGAUUGUGCUGAAAAUCAGCGCUUCGCUGGCUUGCCUGGACGAGCGCACUGCCCAACCAGCCUUCGAGGCGUUUCGAGGCCACAAUUUGGAGAAGGAGAUCUUGGCCGGGAAGCUUGAGAAGGCGGAGAAGCUCGAGAAGGAAGAGCCCAAGGAGAAGUCGGAGAAGCCAGAGAGGUCGGAGAAAGAGAGCCACAAGGACUACAAGGAGAAGGAGAAAGCGGUGGAGAAGGCCCUUCCGGCGAAGAGGAUUCUCGCGGGCUUUAGCUCUAGAGUCAAAGUCCAACAUGCACUGUUUGGGGUUUCUGGGCUUCUGGGUCGAGAGUGCCGCUUCAAAGCUUUUAAGACCGGAAUCCAUCUGCUUUGCUUUUCGCGCUUGAAGACCUGUGACCUUUGUGUUUGCGCGCAUUCUGUGAUCCUACCUGAGCUGAACUAA
This is a messenger RNA of Symbiodinium sp. CCMP2592, 1836 nucleotides long. The record is from the annotation of a GenBank genome assembly. Lineage: Eukaryota; Dinophyceae; Suessiales; Symbiodiniaceae.